Orbilia oligospora ATCC 24927 is the source of this 846-nucleotide messenger RNA. RefSeq lists its product as uncharacterized. The transcript is spliced from 3 exons. NCBI's taxonomy places the organism in Eukaryota, Fungi, Ascomycota, Orbiliomycetes, Orbiliales, Orbiliaceae. Bases 1 to 846 code for a protein of 281 amino acids. The record is from RefSeq and is a predicted model, not a curated record.
AUGGCCAACGCUUUGAUCAAGAGAUCGCUGAAUCAGCAGAGUAUCCUAAAUCCUUUUUGGCUUAGGGGCACGAGGAACGAGCGGUUGAUCAGCAAAGCCGCCGCCGCGUCUGCUACUCUUUCCGAAACACUCGUCCGAGAUGCAUAUAAUCCGAUCAACAUAGCCAAGAAUUGUCGCCCAUAUAAGCAAAACAUCUAUCACAACUCUCCGGCUGGCUUCGUAGUUAGGGAGGCCAAAAACGAGGAUGCCAAAGAGCUCACUCGAUUAUGGUUUUCUUCCUCCAGCUUACUUUUGGAUCUCGACUCUAAAACCUCCCGGUGGUGGGACGAGGUUUGGAGUGUGGGAAUUCAGGCUGGACCAAACGUUGUAAAAACUUUUGUCGCUGAAAAUAAAGACAACAAAGUUGUCGCCUUCUCUAGAUGGAACGUCCCACAGAUGCAGGGAGGAGUCCGAAUCGACGCCUCAUUACCGGAUUUUCCUGAUGAAUGGGGGGCUGAGUUAACGGAGGCGCUUUGGGGUAAUGUAGCUCGCAAUAGGGAAAAGAUUAUGGGACGUAGGCCCCAUUGGAGAUGUGAAUUCCUAGCAGUGGAUCCUUGUCAUCAAGAAGAGGGUUUAGCUUCUAUGCUCGUGGACUGGGGUUGUCGGCAAGCUGACGCGGCUGAGCUUGAAGUCUACAUCGACAGAUAUAUCUCAAAUUUGCCAGUAUGGAAGAAAGAAAAUGUUCAUUUCUGGGACUGGGAUUGCAUAGGUGCACCAUCGCAUCCAGAUGCAAGAAACCUUAGAUUGGCCGCUAUUGUUAGACCCCCAACGUUCACUGGGGCUAGUGCAACAUACAUUAGGAAUUAA